AUGGCUAAUGCCAAUAAUGAACCCGAUUUUACGUACAGAAUAUACUUGCAAGAACAACUGUCUAUGGACCUCCAUUCCAACGCCGGAAGUGUGUUAUUAGACUCACCUCAGCAGGAAAUGUUGACACAAAUACAAGGAGAUAAGUUUGUAGACAUUGGAGACAUGUCUCGCGAAUCACUUGUGGCGUGGGUUUAUGGAGUCAUCGACUAG
Molecule: messenger RNA, 210 nt
Organism: Sclerotinia sclerotiorum 1980 UF-70
Lineage: Eukaryota; Fungi; Ascomycota; Leotiomycetes; Helotiales; Sclerotiniaceae
Exons: 1
Coding region: 1-210 (69 amino acids)
Source: RefSeq, a predicted model, not a curated record